Messenger RNA from Brassica oleracea var. oleracea, 764 nucleotides. RefSeq lists its product as uncharacterized. The transcript has 3 exons. The record is from RefSeq and is a predicted model, not a curated record. NCBI's taxonomy places the organism in Eukaryota, Viridiplantae, Streptophyta, Magnoliopsida, Brassicales, Brassicaceae. The coding region runs from base 106 to 633 and encodes 175 amino acids.
AGACACUCUCUUCUCUUUCUCUUUUCUUUCACAAGCUCUCUCAUUCUCUACUCUGUCUUUUUUUGUUCUCUCUCAAUCAUAACAAUCUUUUUUUUUGAGGAAGAGAUGGGAAACUGUCAGGCGGUUGAUGCGGCGGCGUUAGUUCUACAACAUCCCGACGGCAAAAUCGAUAGAUAUUACGGUCCUGUCUCAGUCGCCGAAAUCAUGCGUAUGCAUCCUGGUCACUACGUUUCUCUUAUUAUUCCUUUGCCGGAGGCAGACAUUCCGGCAAAGACGACGGCGAAGGAAGAAGAUGGUAAGAGUCAGAAAAGGGUGGUGAAGUUCACGCGCGUGAAACUUCUCCGACCAACAGAGAAUCUCGUACUCGGUCAUGCUUACCGUCUCAUCACUUCACAAGAGGUUAUGAAAGUCAUAAGAGCGAAGAAGUAUGCGAAGACAAAGAAGCAUCAGAAUGAAACGACUAGAGAGAAGAAAAAGCCAUCGCUGGAGAAGAAGGUUGAUGGAGUAUCCGACAAGCAUCAGAAUCUGGAAACAAAUGAUGAGAAGCAACGUGCAGUGUUAACGAGCUCAGGUUCGUCGAAAUCAAAAACAUGGAGGCCAUCAUUGCAGAGCAUCUCUGAAGCUAAGAGUUGAUGUUUAUUUUAGUAUUUACUUAAGGAACAAGAAACAAAAUCUCUGUGUGAAAGAAAAAAAAAUCUCUGUGUGAGAUCAUCAGAAGAUAGAAUCUUCAAGACAAAGAGAUAAAUUCUUCUCUUUUACGUUCU